Molecule: messenger RNA, 3026 nt
Organism: Cynoglossus semilaevis (tongue sole)
Lineage: Eukaryota; Metazoa; Chordata; Actinopteri; Pleuronectiformes; Cynoglossidae
Gene: slc47a1
Product: solute carrier family 47 member 1
Exons: 17
Coding region: 127-1995 (622 amino acids)
Biological process (GO): xenobiotic detoxification by transmembrane export across the plasma membrane
Cellular component (GO): membrane
Molecular function (GO): xenobiotic transmembrane transporter activity; antiporter activity
Source: RefSeq, a predicted model, not a curated record
CCCCCCCGCCCCCUCUCUCUGUACUCUGUCCUCUUUCCUCCGUUGGUCUCAAAAAGCUGGCUUCAAGUUAAACUUCCACAGGCCACCGCGGGUUUAGAGGCCACUGCCUGACACUCUGUUGCCAGGAUGGCAGGGGCAGAUAGAGACGAGGCUGAGGCAAAAGUCAGUUCUAAAAUGUGCCCGACUGCAUUCGUGAGACGCUGGCUACCGCUGGCCUACAGAGAGGAACUGCACCAGGUCUUGAAGCUCACAGGUCCACUGCUGCUGUCCCGAAUCCUGAACAUCCUCCUGCCCACCGUCAUCACCAUAUUCUGUGGACACAUAGGGAAUGCCGCACUGGCUGGAUACGCUCUGGGCUCAGCGUUUAUUAACGUCACAACAGCUGCAACAGGCUUUGGUUUAUCCGUGGCUUCUGACACGUUGAUUUCUCAGACGUACGGUAAUAAGAACAUGAAACGGGUCGGAGUUAUCCUCCAAAGGAGUAUUAUCAUCCUCCUGCUGUUCUGUUUACCUUGUUGGGCUGUCCUCAUAAACUCCUACCAGUUACUGAUCCUUCUGCAUCAGGAGGAGGAGGUGGCAAGAAUCGCUCAGCUCUAUUUGUUAGUGUUUCUACCAGCCGUUCCAGCUAUGUACCUGCACCAGCUUCAAGUUUCUUAUCUACAAAACCAGGGAAUUAUCCUUCCACAGAUGUACACAUCCGUAGCAGCGAACAUCAUUAACGCUGGUGUCAAUUAUGUCCUUAUUAUCAGUCUAAAGAUGGGGAUUCUUGGAUCAGCGAUUGCUAACAGCCUUUCUCAGAUCAUCAUCUGCCUGCUUCUGUUUGGAUACAUCAGGUGGAAGAAACUCCAUGAACCAACAUGGGCAGGCUGGUCCAUUGACUCUCUGCGGGAAUGGGGUUCCUACAUGAAGUUGGCUCUUCCCAGUUUAUUUAUGGUUUGCCUUGAAUGGUGGAUCUGGGAUGGUAGUAGUUUCCUGUCAGGUCUACUUGGAGAGUCAGCCCUCGCUGCUCAGCAUAUUUUGGAUGAAAUUGGAACCAUAGUAUACAUGAUUCCUCUAGGUGUCAAUGCAGCGGUCUGUGUGCGAGUUGGCAACGCUCUUGGGGCUGGAAACAGUGCCAGGGCCUUAGUCACGACCAAAGUGUCAUUGGUUUUAUCAGGGACUCUUGGCGUCCUUCAGGGCAUCAUCAUUGUCAGCUGUAAGUCAGUCCUUGGCUACAUAUUCACCUCAGAUACGAACAUUGUUCAGAUUGUCUCACAGUGCCUCAACGUUUAUCUGUUCAUCCAGUUCUUUGAUGCAGUACUGUGUGUCUGCACAGGGAUUCUUGUGGGAUGUGGGAUGCAAAAAAUUGCUGCCGUUUCCAACCUGGUUGGUUACUACUGCGUCGGAAUGCCGGUGGGGAUAGCUCUGAUGUUUCCUGCUAAACUGGGACUUUUAGGCCUGUGGCUGGGUCUUUUGACCUGCGUUAUGGUUCAAACAGGGUUAUUUCUCACCAUUAUCUACACACUUAACUGGAAUAAAGUCUCACAAAAGGCUCAAAAGCGAGCUGGAAAGAAAGUGCUAUCAGUAGUGAAAAGUGCACUUGUUACAGACCAGAACGAGGUGUUGGUUUCUGAUGUCUCAGAUGGUUUCGGCACUGUCCGUUUGGAGGACGGAACAGUUUCUGAAGGAGACGGUUACAGUCCAGUCACCACACAGGACCAGGGGCUGAAACCAGGUCACAACACUAAUGUGGGUCUGGGUGAGAAGAAUCCAGACCAGAGCAAAUCGGCCUCAACAACCAAACCUCAACAACUGCUCUCUGUCACUCAGCUGUUCUUACGUCGGGGACUCACUGCCUUGGUUUUGGUCCUUGCUCUGACUGUCGGUGUUGCUUUCCAUAUUGCUUUUCCUGUGCCGGAGUUUUCUGCUCAAGCCAGUGCCAACUCAACUAUGAACUGGCUCAAUGUCUCUGCUCCUACAAUGUUACCUCUUCUGGACACAACACUACACCUCUGAGAUGUUGACAUCUACUGGAUGAAUACAGUUCUUGCAAGCAGACAUUAGAGUCCAUUUUUUUUCCUGGAGUGAAAAGGAGUGAAUUUCUAAGCUGCACAUGAAGUCACAAACCCGUGGUCUCACUGCCUGAACCUGUAGCACUGUAUGCUUCGGUCAUUUCCAAAGACAGGGUCCGGACCCAGAAUCGGGUCUUGUUUUAAUAAAUAAACAUGUGAAUCAUUAUAUAUUUAUGGCUCAUAUAUAAAUGAUAUAACCCUGAUAGAAACCUUGACAAUAAUAAUAAUAAUAAUAACUCUGAAAAAACUGUUGUUUUGCUGCACUGCAUUAUAACCAGUGAGUCAAUCACAGGUUCCUUCAGCCACUGUGUCACAAGUUCUGGUUGAAUAACAGUGACAACACAAUCUUCAAAUCCACUCUUGUUAAUGAUGCCACAGCAUGUCACUGAUUGCAGUCUCUGAAGGUGAGCAGGCUAAAAUUACAGUCUCUGUGAGGAGCCAGUGUCUCUGCUGAUGAUUAACACUGAAGCUCAGGCAACUAUUUAACCAAGAAUCAAGCUUUAUUUACAUGUUUGAUAACAUGUAAAUAAAGCUUGAUUCUUAUUCCUAUUCUUUCAGCUGGUAGGACUGGAGACAUCAUGAACUGCACAGUUACCUAGGAUUUUAGGUGAAUUAUUAAAUUCUAUUUCCACUGGAAAGAUUUCGGUGGCACUGACGCGAACGUCACUGUGUGAAUCAUUGUUUUUAUUGAACCAGUAUCCCUUCUGUUUUACGUUAGAGUACAGAAGAAAAGCAAAAUAUGUUUUUGCUUCUUCUAUUCAAAUCUCUAACUAGUGUUAGAAUUACUGAUCUGCAUUCACAACAGAAAAAUGUAAUUAACAAGCCUGUUUUUUAAAAUCUAACCCUCCUGCAAAAUUGUUUUGAUCUGAUACCAUAAAAAAUGCAGGUUAAAUUACAUGCUGAUUUAAGAUCAUGUAAUUACCAACAGCAUUAUUUUAUCCUAUAAAAAUAAAGUUGACCUGAAUUAACCUGCUA